AUUACUUAAAAAGUAUUGUAAAUUGUAACUAAUCUGAAUAUGGGCUUGUUUAGUAGAUAAUGUGACAGUCCAUCAAACUUUAGCGCUGUUAAUUGAAACUUGUGGUACCUAAUCAACAAGAAAAUCAUGGAAGAGGCUACUCUUCCACUACAUUUGGAUCCUAUCCAGCAAACUGAAAGGUGUGACAAAAGGCUUUGGAUUGGAAAUCUGGAUUUGCGGGUUAAUGAGUAUCAACUACUGAAAAUGGUCCGCGUGUACGGCACUAUCGAGAAGUUUGACAUGCUGUUCCACCGCAGCGGGCCGAGCGCUGGCCAGCCGCGGGGCUUCGCCUUCGUCACGUAUAAGCUGAAGCAGGACGCCGUCAAUGCCAUGAACUCCUUGAACGGACAGCUCUUGGGUUCCAAGAGGAUAUGUGUUAAAUUUGCUAAGAACACUUCAGAUGACCAGGACAAACCAAAGCCAGAGCUGGGCAUAGCAGCACUGAGUGGGGUUAAACCAGAGUUAAAGCUCAGCAAAAAGACAGCCAUCCAGUCCAUUGAAGCCAAGCUCAAGAUGAUGGAAAACAUGAAAGCAGGAGACGACUUUGUGAUCAACAAACUUGCGGCCAACGAGACACCUAUCAUCACACAGUAUCAGACUAGACAUCAUCAGCCACCGAAUAAAACUCAAAGUUCAUUUAAACGGAGACAUCCUUAUCAUAAGAAAAGAUAAAUUAAGUUAAAUUAACUUUUAAGUAGUAAAUAAAAUUAUAGUUCAUUUGUGCUAAGAAAAUAGUGUUCAGUUAAUUAACUCUUUUUUUUGAACCCGCACUGGGUUAGUGCAGGCCGUCCUCACCCUAAUUGCCAUCUUGAGGUCUCGACCUGUCACAUACCAACUAUAAAUUUAAUCCUUAUUUAGUGGUCACUGUAGAUGUGUGAGCUUUUGUUACUAUUUUUUAAUGCAAAUGAACUAUAAACUCAGGUUUCGAAAUCUCCAAACUCCAAAUAUUGCUUGAAAUUAGUGAGAGGCAACUUUUUCCUUAGAUCUAAAAAUGUUCAACAAUAAGUGUAAGACCCACUUGCACAAUGACAACUGAACUGUUAUAUAGUGCGUAAAAAAUGAGUUCUCACGCGCCAUUUUUACUUUACAUGACAAAUAUCAUGUCAAUAUCAAUAGUAUGAUUUUAGUACUUAUUUUAAAAAUGAACUGUACUUUUGACAUGACAGUUGACCCAGAGUUAAAAUGGCGCGUGAGAAGUCAUUUUGUAUGGACUAUACCUCGACUUUUUAAUGCACAUUAUGAUCUCUCCAAAAAGUGACAGCAUUAAAAAAUUUGACUAAAUCAGUUUAAUUAUUGCCACUGUACAAGUGGGCUUAUGAAUGAAGGUGGAUUCAUAUUUUGUCUGACGAGCUGACGUGUAGUAACGUGACGCAUCAGAAUGGAAUCGGUUUUGUAUAUUACAUGCUAUAGUUCGCGACAGGUCGACAUGGCAAUCGGGGUAUGAGGCGUGGGGACACCCCGCAUGUCACCCGUGCUAUCCCGCACCGGAUUAGCGCGUGGCUACACGGGUAUGCUGGGCGUCCCCAAUCGGAAUGUCACGUCGACCUGUCGCUUCAGAAGCGAUCGCGGUUUGCGUCAGAGUGGCGGGGGAAACGACACCAUCACGACACAUCACAUGUGUAAGCGCCAGUACUGUGUUUUGACGCGUCAGAGUCAUUUUUUGUUAGAGCUGCGGCUGAAUUGAUCCAAAAUAUCGUCAGGUGUCAGAACAUGACAUAUAAGUGUGAAAACUAGCCAAAAUGUCACAACACGACACGUGUCGUCACGUCAAACAACUAUAAAUCCACUUUGACUUAGUAGAAAUAAUAAGCUUAAAUAUUCAGGAGAUUAUUUCAUAUCAAGGCAUUUUAAGACAUGAUCUUGCCAAAUUAUCUGCGUCGUAUUCAUUGCUGAGCGUUGUAACCCAUUGCUUUAAUAACAUAAAUGUGGGGUUUCCCCAGUUCCUUCUGCAUACAACUCUAUUAAAGUAUCUACACGUGUUUCAACAAUUAUUGUUAAAGCUAGUCAAAUCCGGACCUCCAAAGUUGGUCAUCCAUCCAGUUCCCGACUUGGGUCAAUGUUGCGUAACCAGCAAAAUCGACUGAUAUGCGCUGUAGCAUUUAGACGAAACUCUGCGCUCCUCUCCUGUGUUUUUGUCCCAAAAAUUCUGUUACCUGGAAAUUGAGCUAAGAGAAAAAUUGCGCGGUAAAACACUAGUGCAGCCUUGCCCUUAUGUUCGAUUUUCAGUUCAAUGAAAAAAAUGAUUUGGUAUGAAAUAUUAUCCUGAAUUUAAUAAAAUUCUUGUUCAAUCUUAAUAGGAUUUUUUCAACAGUAUUCUAAUAUUUAAUCUCGACAAAUUAUGCUAAUUACUAUUAAUAUUAUUUAUUUUGUGAAAUUCUAUUAAUAAUACCUAUGGUGUUCAAUUAAUUAUAUAUUUGUGAUGUUUGUGCUCGUAUGUACGCGGCCUUAAAUGUGUUUUCAUUAACAGUUGUCAAUUUAUAAAUGCGAGAGGGCUUUUGGUUCGUCUCAGCUCAGUAAAAUGAGCAUACUGAACUGAGUAAACUAUUGAAUGAAAGUAGUGGACGUAGCCUUGAGCGCUCGGACGUCCUAUAAUUUGUUUCGACUUUAAUAGAGUAUUACCUACCAAUAAAACUUACCUAUUAUUUUUCCUUGAAAUAUCCAGAAAAUGGAUUCAGGAUAUUGAUGAUGGAAAAAAUAAUGAUAAUAAUCUUGACAGCUGAUUAUUUAGUGAAUGAUGUUCUGUUGGUGAGAGCUUAGUUGUAUGAAUAAAAUCAUGUUUUAAUAAAUACAUUUAUUAUUUAA
Molecule: messenger RNA, 2841 nt
Organism: Maniola jurtina (meadow brown)
Lineage: Eukaryota; Metazoa; Arthropoda; Insecta; Lepidoptera; Nymphalidae
Product: probable RNA-binding protein 18
Exons: 4
Coding region: 127-711 (194 amino acids)
Molecular function (GO): RNA binding
Source: RefSeq, a predicted model, not a curated record